Trichomycterus rosablanca is the source of this 1552-nucleotide messenger RNA. RefSeq names its product neuraminidase 1 (gene neu1). The record is from RefSeq and is a predicted model, not a curated record. The transcript is spliced from 6 exons. Gene Ontology annotation, molecular function: exo-alpha-sialidase activity. Gene Ontology annotation, cellular component: cytoplasm; membrane; intracellular membrane-bounded organelle. Gene Ontology annotation, biological process: oligosaccharide catabolic process; ganglioside catabolic process. Bases 108 to 1250 code for a protein of 380 amino acids. NCBI's taxonomy places the organism in Eukaryota, Metazoa, Chordata, Actinopteri, Siluriformes, Trichomycteridae.
AACUACCGGCUUCAGUUUCUCUCGUUAAUACACGUUUAAUUCCAUCAUUUAUCUAAUAAUUAAACACAGAUAGAAGAAUUAAGUGAAGGAUUUGCUGGAAAAGUGGAAUGGAGUUUAUUAUGAGGCUGUUUUCGAUGUGUAUGCUCCCACUGAUCAGUGCAGUACACGAAGAGAUCGAGCCGCUAAUAUACGAUGAGCAGCUCCUGUGGGUGAGUGGGGGAGCGGGCCAGGUCAACACGUACCGGAUCCCUCUGCUCACGUUCACGUCACGGGGCAGCCUGCUGGCUUUUGCCGAGGCCAGAAAAGACUCUUCCGCUGAUAUCGGGGCGAAGUUCCUCGCAAUGAGGCGCUCCACAGAUAGAGGAGAGACGUGGUCUCCUACGGCCUUCGUAGUAGAUGACGGGCGCCUGACCGAUGGUUUGAACCUCGGCUCGGUCGUAGUGGACGAGCAAACGGGGUCAGUAAUCCUGAUCUACUCUCUGUGCUUCCACCACCACCGCUGCAGCCCCUCCAGCACCAUGUUGGUGGAGAGUCUGGACGACGGGCUGACCUGGAGCACUCCACGCAACCUCUCCGUCCAGCUGGGAGUGAAAAGCUUCGCCCCUGGGCCUGGAUUCGGUAUUCAGAAGCGGUACGAACCCGCGGCGGGUCGCCUGGUGGUCUGUGGGCACGGCACUAUCGAGGGCGACGGGGUCUUCUGUAUCCUGAGCGACGAUCACGGGCGCACGUGGAGGUACGGUGCUGCGCUGAAGAGCAUUCCUUAUAACCAACCCAAACUGGCCCUGGACUUCAACCCGGAUGAGUGCCAGCCGGUGGAGAUGCAGGACGGCAGCAUCGUGAUCAACGUGAGGAACCAGAACAACUACCACUGCCACUGCAGGCUGGUGGUGCGCAGUCUGGACGCGGGCGAGACGCUGCCGAUAGAGGAGGUGAGGUUCGACCACACGCUGGUGGAUCCCGCCGUGGCGGCCGGAGCGCUGCAGAAAGGAAGUGUGAUGUAUUUCAGCAACCCGGCCAACUCUCAGAACAGAAUCAACAUGACCCUGCGCUGGUCUUUCACUGACGGCAAGUCGUGGGAAAAAGAAGCGGUGCAGAUCUGGGCCGGCCCGAGCGGCUACUCAUCCAUGACCUCUCUGGUCGGGGACUCGGUGGAAGAUAAGAAGUACAUCUAUGUGAUCUAUGAGAAAGGACAUAAAGACUACAUGGAGUCCAUCUCUGUUGCCAAGAUUCACCUGUACGGCGGCAGGUAGAAGGAAGCGCGGCGGCUCGGCGCGGGGGAGGAUAAGGGAAUCUGAAGCAGAAUGAUGCUCAUUUAUUACACAUCUCGAAUCCUGAGGCGGGGGGGAAGCUGUGAUUUAACACGUUCGGUGCUUUUCACACAGGCGACCAGUACAGAAUCAAAGUGAAGUAAAAAACGAUCCAGGUGAAGAACAGACUCAUUCUCCAGAGGUGCAAAUACUGCUCACGGUCUUCCAUUCGUACAGACCAUUUCACAUCACCGAUCAUCUGAUGGGGUUUUGAUUUAUAAUCAGUGAUCAUUUAUGUUCCAUGU